Mercurialis annua (annual mercury) is the source of this 1726-nucleotide messenger RNA. RefSeq lists its product as uncharacterized. NCBI's taxonomy places the organism in Eukaryota, Viridiplantae, Streptophyta, Magnoliopsida, Malpighiales, Euphorbiaceae. Bases 132 to 1457 code for a protein of 441 amino acids. The transcript has 8 exons. The record is from RefSeq and is a predicted model, not a curated record.
AUAACUAUAAAUGAGUAAGAAAUAGAAUCAAGCUCUCUCGAUUUUAAAUUUUUUACUUCCGCCAUUAAUGACCUACGAUUGAAAGCAAUUCCAUAAGAAAAACACAGGUUUUGUUCAUUUUAGAAUAAAACAUGGGAGAUUCAACAAGUAGAACUCACACGGUCAAUACUUGUCAUGUGUGUGGAGAUGCAGGCUUUUUGAAGAAGAUUGUAACUUGCUUUCAGUGUGAGACAACGCAGGAACAUGUCUAUUGCAUGCCAGUCCUUCUCUUGACGGUACCACAAAUUUGGAUCUGUAAUGCGUGUCGAUCUAAGGAAGAGAACAAUUUUCAAAUGUCACUCAACUCUGAUAUAGUUUGCAGUAGUACUAUGCAAUCCAUAGUUACUGUUGAGCUUUCUGAGAAUCCAGGGAUUUUGCUAAAUUUCGAAAAUGAAACUACUGUUGGUUCUGGGAAACUAAAUUCAAUUUCUAGUCAAGAAGCCAUUGAACAGUUGUCAAGCGCCUUGAAAUUGGAAAACCAUUCUGCUAAUAGACAAGGUUCAAGCUCUGGCCAAUCAACUUCCAUUAUUGAGCCAUCAACUACUGCUAUUGGGUUUAAAACUCCACCUUCAAAGUUCUCAAAGCAGACGGUGAAAGCAAGUCCUAUUGUUGGGCUUAGAGAGUAUUCCUUGCCCCCUGGAAAUGAUGUUGCAGAAUCCAGUUUAAUGACUCAACAGCUGGCAUGCCAAAUUAAAGAUGAAAGGACUUCUCUGGAAUAUCAGGAAAAGUACGUCGUUAAAGAAGAGCCAGCAGCGAUCUUAUUGCCUGCUAAAAGAGUUAAGAGCCCAAUAUCUACAUUUAGGAAGACAGUUAAGCUUUCACAUUCACCAGUGGAUUGUAAAUCAACCGCUUACUCAGGACAUAGCUUACAUAUUGAUGCUUACUCCAAGACUUUGUGUGUUCAAGAAGAUGAUAAACCAAAGCUUUUGCCCAAAAUUGAGAAAUAUUUUCCACAUCAGCCUGCUCCAAAAGUCACUUGGUGUGGAAGCAUAGAGAUUUGCUUUUCCGUUUCCCAUAGUGAACUCUUUGAUGGUUUUCGGGCAUAUGUUCCUGGCGGGGUUCACUCUAAAGCCUUUGAAUUCUUGAAAAAGAUGCCUGGAGUACUGCGUUGUACAAUGUUUCAAUCCUCUAGUUUGGGAAUUUUUCAAGAUGGGUAUCCAAAAGAUAGAGCAGUAUACUUUUUCCCUAUCAACUUUGAGAGGUCAAGACAACAGUACGAGCGCCUUUUUUUGAUGCUGGAGAUGAAAGAUAUAGUUCUGAUAAGUUCACUAAGUGAUGUGCAGCUGUUAGUUUUUCCUUCUAAAAGGCUGAAACUGAAUUUUCAUGGAUUAGAACGGUUCUUAUGCGGAUUGUAUCGCCCAAUCAAGCAUGAACAGGGAGUCGUCCCUCGAGCACUGGUCAAAGUGGAGAAGCAAUAGCACAAUGAUUCAGCUGUUCCUCCUGGUUCCUAGUAGAAGCAUCCUGUUGCUUGGGAGGUGAUCUUUAAAAAAAAAGCUUGCCUGAAAAAACGGUAUUUGUGGUAAAUGAUUACGAGGGCUAAUACUAUAGUAAAAAAACACUAGAAAUUUGUUCAUAUGUUUGGUGGAAAACCUGCUAACCACUACAGUUGCUUGUACGUCGAAAAAGCUGAAACUAUGAGUAAUUCUAUGAUUAGAAUUAUGACUGAAAAUAUAGAAAUUCUUAGGUA